Molecule: messenger RNA, 873 nt
Organism: Lactuca saligna
Lineage: Eukaryota; Viridiplantae; Streptophyta; Magnoliopsida; Asterales; Asteraceae
Source: the annotation of a GenBank genome assembly
AUGUCCACAUCUAGGAAGCACCCGACUACCGCCCGAGGCAAGGCCCCGGCUAGAAAUCAAAAUGAUGCUCCCGACAUUCCAAGAUAUCGGGAUGCCAAGGCAGCCGAAAACUACACGAAAAUCCUACCUAGAAAGGUUGCAUCCACCAAGUUCGUUUGCAGAUCCACACUCACUUCGUUAGAGGUUCUUGAGGGGGUCACCCAAUUGUUUCGUAAAUUUGGGUGGGAAAACCUUCUCAACCUCAUGGCGCACACUAACGAGCUCGCCACUAGAGAGUUUCUUGCCGAUUGCGGGUACAUUGAUUUUGCAACAAUAAACGAUAUCUUGGGCUUGCCUUCUUCAAACACCUCCACGGUUUUCGACGUCUUACCUACUGAGUUCAAUGAUGAGACGUUUUCAACGAAAAUAAUCAGGGGUAUCUUUUCGUGUGCCGGUCAGGAUAAAGCAACCUUCAUCAUUCACCCGUGCCUCUGUAUUGACCAUCGCAUCUUGUUGUGUAUGGUUUUUGCCCGCAAAGAAGCCAGCCAGGUCACCAAAAAUGAGGUCUUCUUUCUUUGGUGUAUGACGGGGCGUGACUGCCCGCUAAUCCCAGACUUUGCUUUCUUAUUUUUCCAUAAAUGUGCACACAUGAGAAGCAAAGCGUCCAGUGAUAUUUGCAUUGGGGGAUUGGUCACCCUUUUGGCUCGCGGACUUGACAUUGAGCUCCCAGACGAAUACCAACCUGUUGACAAUAAAAAUAUUUUGGAUGAGCGUGCCCUGACAAACAUGCACCACAUCUGCCGCUGGAGCAGGAACAAUUUCACUUUGUAUUAUCCUCAAGGAGUAGCAUAUCUUGUUCUCCCCGGCUGUAACAUCCCGAAAUCGCAAGAGUAG